Molecule: messenger RNA, 2160 nt
Organism: Schistosoma mattheei
Lineage: Eukaryota; Metazoa; Platyhelminthes; Trematoda; Strigeidida; Schistosomatidae
Source: the annotation of a GenBank genome assembly
AUGGGUUGGGAUUCUCUUAAUCUCCCAGAUUAUAUUGUGAAGGCAAUCAGUGAUUGUGGCUUAGAACAUCCUACACCUAUACAAACUGCAGCUAUACCUCCUGCACUCCACAGUUUCUCCGAUGUUCUUGGAUCAGCACCAACAGGAAGUGGGAAGACUUUGGCGUUCGGAAUUCCUCUAGUAUCAAGGGUAUUCUCUCUCAAAACUCUUGAAAACCAGACUUGUGAGGAAGAGUCCAAAAUUAAUGGCUUGAUUGAUCGACAAAAAUGCGAAGUGGCAUCUUGCGUCAAACCUUGUGGGAAAAGGAAGAAAAAAAAGAAGGAAACUGACAUUUAUUCAGGUUUAGAUGUCAUAGAAGAGUUAGAUGUAAACACUGGAGAAAUUCGCACAGUCCAUUCCCUUGGCGAUCCUGUUACAGCAGAUCCUGAAACACUUCCAAUCACCAAAUCUCCUGUUUGUUUUGAACCGAAUUCAAAAAGGAAUCGUGUUUAUGGGCUUGUUCUAGUUCCCACCAGGGAAUUAGCUAUUCAAGUUACACAACAUAUUCGUGCUUUAAUGCGAUAUGUCGAUUGUAUUCGUAUUGAAACUAUCGUUGGUGGAAUAUCAGUUGAUAAACAGCUUCGACUUCUUCGACGUUGUCCGGAUAUACUUGUUGCUACUCCUGGAAGAUUAUGGCAUUUUAUUCAACAAGGUGAUCCUCAUGUUCUGACAUUACAUAAUGUUAAUGUAGUUGUAGUUGAUGAAGCUGAUCGAAUGAUUGAAGCGAAUCAUUUUGAUGAUUUACGUUCAAUUUUCAAUUGGUUACAUUCAUCAUCAAAUUUUAAUAAUGAAGGCGAAAAAGAAGAAGAAGAAGAUCAAGAAACUACAACAAAUAUUCAAAGACAUUUGAAGAAAACAUUAAAUUUCAAGAGAAAGCAUAAAUCAGUUGAAAUAUCAGAUAAUUCUACGGAUAUGAUGAAAGUACAACGACAAACAUUAAUUUUUUCAGCUACUCUUACAUUUGUACAUAGUGGUGCAUUAAAACCAGGUACUGGAUCUAAAAAUCACAAACUUUUACCAAACAACAAAAAUACUAUGACUAAGAAAAUAAAACUUGCGGUACUACGUGAAAUGUUCGGUUUGAAAAAAUCUGCUAAAGUAAUCGAUUUAUCAUCAAACCAUUCCACUAAUCAAUCAGCUUCAAAUCCCAGCUUAGUCUGUCAAUCAACUUGCCCUGAUAACCUUUCUGAAUGUCGGUUGUUAUGUCCAGACCAGGCAAGCAAAGAUAUUCGGCUAUUUUGGUUCAUUGCAUUUGGCCGUCAUCUUGGAUCUUCAGAGUAUCCCAAUCGACGGUGCUUAAUUUUUCUAAAUAGUAAAUCUGGCGUACGUCGAUUAGCUGGAGUAUUACGUCAGUUGCUCAGUUCAGAUGCUUUUUUGGUAUCUGGAUAUCCAUCACUACAGUAUGUAAAUGUCUUACAUGCUGAUAUGAUUCAGAAGCAAAGACUACGCGCACUUGAACGGUUCCAAGCGGAUCCAAAUGGAAUUUUACUCGCUAGUGAUGUAGCUGCUCGUGGUUUAGAUUUAGCAUCAAGUGAUAGUAUAGUUGAAAAAAAUGGAGUAUCAUGGGUUAUACAUUUUGACGUACCUCGUACAGCUGAAUUAUAUAUACAUAGAUCAGGGCGUACUGCUAGAGCUAAUCGUCAAGGGACUAGUUUAUUAUUUAUUUCACCAAAUGAAAUUAUGUUUUGGCGUCGAAUCGCUGUCAGUCUUCAAAGAACUAAUCUGGAACUUGAUGAUUUUAUUAUUCAACCAACAACUAUUCAAUUGAAUAUCAGUGAACAAAUUGUUAAAUUAGCUAAACAAAUUGAUAUACAAGAGCAUAGAAAUUCUCGACAACUAGCAAAUGAUAAUUGGUUUACUAAAGCAGCAAAAGAUGCCAACAUUCUAUUAGAUGAUGAUGAUAAUAAUAAAGUAGGCGAUGAUGAGGAUAAUAGUGGAAAAAGGAACUCAUCUAAGAAAAAACUUGACAGUACAAAAAUACUGAAGUCACAGUUACGUCAGCUAAUCAAUGUUUCACAUGGAAAAUUACUGAAAUUAACUAACGGACAAAUGAAAUGUUAUCAACGACCUAUACAAACACUUUCAAAGAUCAAGUUACUUAAAGAGUUUGGUGCAAUAUAA